Molecule: messenger RNA, 798 nt
Organism: Lodderomyces pseudojiufengensis
Lineage: Eukaryota; Fungi; Ascomycota; Pichiomycetes; Serinales; Debaryomycetaceae
Exons: 2
Coding region: 1-798 (265 amino acids)
Source: RefSeq, a predicted model, not a curated record
AUGUUAGAUUUACCAACAAAAUGGUACCCAGUUAAGUUAAAGUUUUUAGAAUCGGUAGAAUGCAUAUAUGACAAAGACGCGUUGAUCAAAGAAUCUCGUGGUUUAGGAUUAGAAGGAUUAAAUGAUCAAAGAUUGAGGGAUCUUUUCAAAACUAUUAAUGAAAAUAUACCAAGUAAUAUUAAAUUUGAAAAACUGAAUGAUAAUUUAAAUGCAUCAGUCGAUUUUGGGUUAAAAUGGAUUUUUAAAUUGUCAUUAUUAGAUCCGAAAGAAACAACAACAUUCCUAAUCAAGUUGAAUUUUCAGAAUUAUGCAAAUGUUAAUUAUUCCCAGUACCAAAUCGAGAAGUUAAAAGAUGAUUUAAAAGUAAAAGAUGCUUAUAUUAGAUUUUUGGAAUUAAAUUUUAAACUUAGUAAUGGUGACGAAGCAAUUCUCAAAUACAAGAAGAAUAAUAAAGCUUUAGUUAACUCACUCGAAAAAUUCAAUGAAGAUGAAUGGGAAUCAAAUUUAAACAAAGAAUAUGCAAAUCAAAAGAGUAAAUUGUCUACGAAAAGUAAUUGGAAAAAUGACUUGGAAAAUGCAAUUUCAAAUGAUUGGAUAUUUGCCAAUCAAGACUAUACCGGUAUAGCUAAAAAAUUGAAUUUAAAUAAUGAUAAUGAUAAAACAAAAGAAGCAUCUAGGAGCAAAAAACGGAAAAGAUCAGUUGAUGAACAUCCAGCACCACAAUUACAAACAAAUCAUAACGAACCACAAGGAUCGAUCACUAGUCCAAAAAAGAAAAAAAAGAUAGGGCAAUUAUGA